CUAUUCUCGGAAGAGCAGUGUAGACGUGUAAAUGUUAGGCUUUCGUUUCUAUUUUACAUCUAGUUCUCUGAGAAUACAAUAGAAUUUGUUUUACAUUUUUUAUUCUUUGAGCAUGACUAAGGAAUGUGGUCGGCCUACAUACAAGAUCUACGUUGGAAACUUGGCACCCAAUACUUCUGACUAUGAUCUUAUGCGUGUCUUUGGACAAUAUGGUGAUGUCAUUGAAGCAGUCUCACUUGGCUCCAAAGGCUUCGGUUUUGUGCACAUGGCUUGUGAGGAUGAGGGUGUCAGAGCCAUGAAAGCUCUUUAUAAAUAUCUUCUCAAUGGCAAAGAAAUGGUUGUUCAGCCUGCAAUCAAUCCCAAGAAAGCUUCUGUGAGCGGUCACUUUGCCAAUAAGAAGAGAGCCACCAUCGGGAGAGGAGUUGGCACACUUGACGACUUUGAUGAUAAUUUUAGUUACGACUUGCUGGACCAAGAAAUAGCUCAGUGUAUCGAGGCGGAGAGCUUGGGCUCUUCACACUCUUCUCCUACAGCUCAAUAUCAGCAAUAUUCAGGCGGUGCCAAUAGUCAAAGUGUUGCUCAAUUAUCUGGCCUUAGUGAUGCUUUAAGUAUUGACGCAGACAGUGGCGUUACUAUUAAUGGUAGUUCAACAACUAUUAACAGUCUGCAAGGUAACGCCGCUAACGCUGCACCAGUUGGUGCGAGUAACGGUUUACAAGGUAUCGUCAGUAGCAGUGCUACCGGGACUACGAAUAACGUAAUCCACGGCUGUGCUCUUACUCCUUUCCAGUUUACCGCCACUUCUAGUGCUAGUCAAUCUACGAUAGUGUCGAGCCCCUGGGGAGAAGUGGAUGCUGGCAAGAGUAAUGGUGGCAUUCUACAAACUCAAUCUCAACUUGCUCAAUCUAGCCGAAAUAAUACUGGUUUUUUAGCUCACAAAAACAACGGUCUAAGUCAAGCUGCUUAUCUAAAUGAGCAGUUCCGUAACGAUCAAUUAAAAACGACCUUCAACCUCCAUAGUAAUGACGUCAACGCCUUAGUAUUAAAAGCCAAUCAAGUUAAUAAUCAACUGAACCAAGUACGAUCCUUGCUGCUUUCCCAGCCUCAGAAUCCCACGCUUGUUGCGCAUUCCAAUCGACUACAGCAGGAUCUGGAGUCGUUGCAGAACCAAAUUUACGCAACUCAAGCCGCCACUAACAGUCUCACUGAAGACCAACAGCUCAUUCUUAAAUUGAAACAGAAACAUAUUCAGCAGUCAGAGCUUCAGGCUUUGUUAUACCAACAUCAACUUCAGCAGCAGCAGCAGCAACAACAACAACAAUCGCUUCUGAACGGAAACGUAAAUCUGGGUCCGGGAAUUUUGGAUGUUAAUCGUGGACUGGGCUUACAAAACUCCUCGGUAUCCAAUAUACUGGACAUGAAAAGAUCAUCGAGCGGACUAACCAAUUCUUCAUAUCCUAAGAUCAAUUCAACUCUGAGCAACGGCUUGGCAAUGAACUCGAAUAGCUUCACCACGAGCAGCAGCACCACCAAUACUCUGGCAAUGAACAACCAUGCAAUGCCGCACAGGUGCCAGAUGUGCCUGGAGCCUUUCAACUUGAAUAAUCGCGUUCCUAAAAUUUUAUGCUGCACCCACACUUACUGCUUAUCGUGCCUCAUGGCAAGCACGUCUCCCACUGGGCUCAUUCAAUGCCCUGGAAAUUGCGGAGUUUCUACUCAGCUCACUGAGGCUGGCCUUGCUGGGCUGACUACCAACCAAGGCUACCUGAAUGUCCAGGACAGCACCGGUGCGACAGCGUCUAAUGGACACGUGCAACCGAGCGAGGUGUGCGCGUCCUGUACGGGAACGCUGCAAGACCAGCCUGUAAGCAAGUGUCGCCAGGAGGGCCACACUCUAGUGGCCAGCGACGAAGCUGUUCGUCUCAUGGUCGCUCAACUCCGUCCCAACGUUGAAAAGAUCCUGGUGGUGCUCAGGCAGGUCAUGAAGAUGCGCGCCAAUAUCAAGGAACGAGUUGAAAGCACCCUGCAGUCACUGGCCAAGUUCACCGAGGAGCUCAAGACUAAGCUGCAGCACGAUUCUCUGGAAGAAGACGUACUCAUUUCAACCCUGAACGACCUUAACGCCCUUAUGUUGCGCAUGGAUACCCUGACUUAUCCGGAGCUUCUAAGGACUUUUCAAUCGGUGGAAAGAUGUGCUAACAACAUCAGCUAUCAGCACACGCAAUGUUACAAUUCUACAGUCGUUAACGAAGCUGUUGAGGCGCUCAUGCUGCGGCUGCACCAAGAAUCUCUGCCACAGGUUUUCAAAAUCGGCCUCCGCCAGAACGAAAUGUUCCGCAUGGAGCAAAGUCUACAAGAACACGCCCUUAGUGGUAAUUACGCUAACGUGUUGCUCCAAUAUAUGGUGGCCGAUCUACUAGGCUCGCGGGUCAAGCAGAAUAAAGCAUUCUCUGCCUUCGGUAAUUGUGAUGCUACUGAAAUCGAUAAUAUGCCUCAGGAGGCUCAUGGCUCCAGCAGUCAGUCUCCUUCCGAUGCCGGAAUCAUGAGUAACGGGGUCUUGUCAUCGUCCGGAACGCCUGAUAUGGCGGCCAUGAAUGGUCACGAUGUUAAUGUGCUCAGGAAUAGCAUGGAACAAGUGGACAUUACGUGUCUAUUGCAGACAACUGAGGCUAUAGAAGCAGAGAAUCCCAGUUCAGCAGACAUACAUCAAUAUAAUGAUCAUUCAGCCUCAUUAGGCCUCAGUAAUAUAUGCCAUUUGGCUAAUGAUGCUGAAGACAUAGAGGCUGUCGAUUUAGAGAAAUCUCUGCUCGAGGGCAGCGCUUCUAUUGAGCCAGAGGAAUCCCAUGGUAUGCACUCAUCUGCUCCUUCGCCUCGUAGAAACCAUUCCGUUACUCCUCCCAUUGGCGCAGUGGUACCUUUGGCUGCCGAGUCCCCUGCGGGAUCUUCGGAUAAAGGAAGUAAGCCUUUUUCUUAUCUCGAUGCCGCAAAAAAACCAGCGAAGCCUCAACCAGAACCUCAACCGAAAACUGACGUUUACAAAUUGCCUGCACAAGUGAAGCAAAUAAAGACUCCUCAUUGCUGGAUGAAAGUUACGGUGGAUGGAGAGCCCAUCGGCCGAAUCGUGUUUCAGCUUCGUCCCGAUAAGGCGCCGAAGAUGUGCGAGAACUUCUUAGGCCUUUGUACUAACAAACCAGGUUAUGGUUAUAAAGGCACGCAUUUCUUUAAGAAUGGUGACGGGUUCUUGGCUGGAGGAGAUGUUGAAAACGAUGACGGCACAGGAGGCUAUUCCAUCUUUAACUGUGCUAAGUUCGAAGCAGAUUUGUGUCCUCUUAAAGAUGAAGUUGGUAUGAUAAGAUUUAAAGGAAAUGGCACUAGUGAAAACGGUAGAGGUAUGGUAGGGUCGCAAUUCAUGGUUUGGUGCGCCGAGAGAGAGUUUAAAAAGUUCUCCUUCAGCCUCGUAUUCGGACGAGUCGUUGACGGCAUGGAUGUUGUCAAGAAAGCUGCAGCUGUCAAUUUAUCUAAACAUGACGUUAUGAUUGAAGAUUGUGGUGGUGUGCUCUAAUGAUGAUUUUUUUCUUAAUCGAAUCAUUUUGUACUGAAUCAUAGAACGUGGAGUGUGAAUUAAGCACGACUUGAACUAAUUUGAGUCUGCGAAAGAGCAAGCGAGCGAGCAUGAUUAGAUUCAAACUUCACCAUUUCUUCCACUGUGCCUUACUCUCUGUGCCUCGACAUUAUCGUGGAUAGCCUUAGAAAUCGUCCCACGUUCGUAGCAGAAGAUACAAAAUAUUUAGAUGAUGAAACUAUUGAGUACUUCAUGUCAAUUAGUCAGAGUUGAUGCAUUUUGGCCGUGCCAUUCCUUGAAGUUAGUUCGCGUCGUGUGAACUUGCGUCUGUUUGUAGGAAGAAGUAAUAACGUGCGGCCAUCCUUGGCCGAUCAUAGGGGUUUUCGCACAGAAGACGUGCUAGAAUUAUAUGGAUCUAAGUCAUCUAACUGACCAUUUCUUCGAUUUGAUUUUAACAAUUUUUAUGUUGUGGAUGAAUCUUCAAGUUGAACUAUGUUGACGGCGAUUGCAUUGCUGUGUAAAUUGGUUUGGACCGAUAGUUUCAUCGAUCAUUUAACUGCAUGAAUGUUGGUAUUUAUUUUUCCUUAAUAAUUGAUUGUUAUUGUAAUUACCAUCGACUAUUUAUAUAUUCGAUUGCGAAUAAUUUGCUUACCUGUUGUGCCUCGGCCAAUGGAACAAACCUCAAUAUUUCUGAUUUUGUAAAACAUUUUUGGGUGGGGCAUGGUUUUUUUUUCGCCGAUGAGUUCCCAGGCCUAUUGAUUUUUUUUUAUUUGUAAACCGUACUUGAAUUGUGUCCUUAGUGGGCGAUGUAGCUAUUGGGAUUAUUGGUGCGCAGUAGUAGACAGCUGUGGUAGCUUGUUUGUAACGACAAGGUGGUCGAAUUUAAUUUUUUUCUAAUUUUGUGUGCUUGUGUGAAUCGCGUCCAAAAUGUGCACUCGAAUAAAUUCAGGUUCUGCCGAAUUUUUCGUAAUGUGCUUUUAUUGUCUAUUUCUUGUCUCCUGGGGAGUAUAUAGUUUGGAAAAUAAUCUUUUUUUCUUGUCGAAAAAAUACGAUUUAUCUAGUUACUUGGUCUUAUGUCAUCGAAAGUGCUCAUUUUGCUCGCCUUGUAAUGUUUGAUGUAAUUUUAAUUUGAUAAUUAUGGAAAUGGCCGAUUUUACUGGACGCAAUUUUUGUUGUGCUAUUCGCGAAGAAUUUACGUACGCCAUAAUGUUGUUUCUUAUGCCUCACAUCCUACGACUAGAAAGCUGUUAAGUGUUGCUGUUGAUCGUCAUUGAUUCAGUCGAUGCAAUUUGGAAUGUAGUUCGUAGAGCGUGCUUUCUUCAUUAGAAGUGAAAUAAUUUCAUACUACCUCUGGGACGACUAUCAGAAAUUGUGCACAUUCUCAGCAACAAUCUGCGUUUACAAUCCUUAAUAUACGAACGAAUUUCUGGUUAGUUUUAAUUUGAGUGUUUGACUGUUAGCUCCUUAAUUCUCAACUAACAAACUAAGGCAGAAUAUCAACAGAGCUGUGAGGUGCCGGCUCAAUUUCGUGCCUGUGGGUCUCUGCCUCGAGCAAUCAUGGCUGUCAAUUAAAGGCCUAAUAUUAGUGUGACAUUCUUGGAUUCUAUUCGACUAUUUAUACAUUUGUUAUCAUGCUCGUGUUUCUUCUCAAUAUUUUUUAUGAUCGUGUAAUAUUUACAUUCCACAUUUCCUUGUAUCAAUUGAGCGACUUUAUAUGAAGUACAGUAACGUGUGUCGA
Molecule: messenger RNA, 5300 nt
Organism: Hyalella azteca
Lineage: Eukaryota; Metazoa; Arthropoda; Malacostraca; Amphipoda; Hyalellidae
Exons: 9
Coding region: 113-3562 (1149 amino acids)
Biological process (GO): protein peptidyl-prolyl isomerization
Molecular function (GO): RNA binding; peptidyl-prolyl cis-trans isomerase activity
Source: RefSeq, a predicted model, not a curated record